Melospiza melodia melodia is the source of this 4956-nucleotide messenger RNA. It is a transcript of the gene FGF5, whose product is annotated as fibroblast growth factor 5. The record is from RefSeq and is a predicted model, not a curated record. NCBI's taxonomy places the organism in Eukaryota, Metazoa, Chordata, Aves, Passeriformes, Passerellidae. The transcript is spliced from 5 exons. The coding region runs from base 1 to 717 and encodes 238 amino acids. Gene Ontology annotation, biological process: positive regulation of gene expression; positive regulation of protein phosphorylation; cell differentiation. Gene Ontology annotation, cellular component: cytoplasm. Gene Ontology annotation, molecular function: fibroblast growth factor receptor binding; growth factor activity.
AUGAGCCCGUCCUUCCUCCUCCUCCUCCUCCUCCUCGCCUUGCCCGCCCGCGCCCGGCGAGAGCAGGUGCCCGGCGGGGCGCAGCGGGGCCGCAACGCCCCCGCGUCUUCCUCCUCCUCCUCGUCUUCCUCCGCGGCGGUGGCGGGGCCGAGCCGCUUCCCGCGGAGCCGCCCGGAUCGGCGGCGGGGCCGGCUGUACUGCCGGGUGGGCAUCGGCUUCCACCUCCAGCUGCACCCCGACGGCCGCGUGGACGGCGCCCACGACGCGAGUCCGCUCAGUAUUUUGGAAAUAUUUGCUGUGUCUCAGGGGAUUGUAGGAAUACGAGGAGUUUUCAGCAACAAAUUUUUAGCGAUGUCAAAAAAAGGAAAACUCCAUGCAAGUGCUCGCUUCACGGUGGACUGCCAUUUCCGGGAGCGCUUCCAGGAGAACAGCUACAACACCUACGCCUCGGCCGUGCACCGCAGCCCCCGCUCGGGCCGCCCGUGGUACGUGGCGCUCAACAAGCGCGGCAAGGCCAAGCGCGGCUGCAGCCCCCGCGCCCGGCCCCAGCACGUCUCCACGCACUUCCUGCCCCGCUUCGGGCACCCGCAGCCCCCCGAGCUCGCCUUCACCGUGGCCCUGCCCGACAAGAAGCCGCCGCCGCCCAAGGCCCGGCCCGCCCCGCCGCGCAGGAGCCCCGGCCCCGCCCGCUACCGGCUCAAGUUCCGCUUCGGGUAGGGCCGCACCGGGCAGCUCGGGGGUGACCCCGCCGCGGGGACCCGUGUCUCCCUCCGCACAUGGACACCGGGAGCCUCCCGGGCCGGGAUUGCAUCGUCUCUUCACCGCACGGACCGGGUGCCAUCCCCGGAGGCGUGCCAAGGAGAAUUCCUGCCGUGAAUUCCAGCACUGGACGGGACCUCGGGUGAGCGUUCUGUUGUUGGGACCUUGAGUAGGAAGGUACCUCUACAGCGAACAUGUUUUCUUGUUUUCACUAGUGACUCCUUCGACAAUCAUUUUCACACGAGAGAGAUGUUCAGAGCCUAGGGGUUUUGUUUGUUUUUCUCGCAUCUCCUUCUUGCUGCACUUUUUCCUCUGACCAUACCUCAGGCACCGUGCAUCCAGGUCUGUCCCUCUCCUUCUCUCGGAAGCCAGCUCUUGCCUUCCGCAGGUUAAACCCAGAGACCAAGCCCUGCGAACUCUGCCGCCUUACCUGUGGUGCGGGGCGCUCUCCAGACCCUUUGUUGGCAAUAAUGGAUGUGUGGAUGUGUUUUGUGGGGGUCGCAGGCCGGGGGACGGUGGCUGCUUGCAGCCCGCCCCUGGCGGUCUCUCCCGUUCUUCCCUGGACAGCUGGAGGAGCGAGUCUCCUCCUGUCCUUCCGAGCACGGAUUGGAUGCCUGCUUUGAAAUACCUCUGCCCCAGUGCCGGGGCAUUCCCGCUCCCUGGAGGAGCCCCCCCGCAGGUAUCCCCACGGGAUAGGGAUGCCUGUGGCCCCCAGGUGCCCGCCGGUUUCGUCCAACCUUUUUUGCUGCUGAUUUAUUUUAUCACUCUCAAUACAUUUGCAGAGGCAGGGAGCAAGGUUUUUGUUUUUCAGCGAGCGUGGUGAUGUGGCAAUAAGUGCUGUUACAGCUGCUGGUCCCCUGGGGAGUGUUUCCCCCACCCUGGCGGCCCUGAUGUGGAAUUGUUUCUCCAUCGUGAUAGUAGCAGUGCACACGGAGUUUGCAGUGGGUGUUUAGCAGUGUUGCUGUUCGUGCAGGCACUGGUAGCAUCGAACCUCACCGGUGAAGCCUUAAUAGGAGCCCGGGUGGGCUCAGGUUGGCAGAGCCCCUCAGGACAUGAGCCCUGCCAGCGUCCGGCAGCAAUAAUCAGCCUCCCCUCCGCAUCUGAGUGUGGCUGUGUCCUUUGGGAUUGUGGUUCUUUGCCUUUUUCAUCCCUCUGGCAGCCCCUGGCCGGACAUGUGUGCUCCAUGGGACGGGGACGCUGGAAUAAAACUGUUGUGUUUCAUUUUAUAACCCGAUUGUGUGAUCUCUUGCCUUGUCUGUGCCUGAUUCCCUUCUCCUGAAGGGAAAAACAAGUGGUGGUGGGGUGAAGCAGAGCUGAAGGGAUGGGUGUGCUCCCUUUGCUGUGCCCUGGGCCAUCCCAACUCCGGGGCAGGUGUGUCCUGUGCUCCUCUCACUUCCAGCUGGGCUGUCUGGCUGUGCAGGGACAGAAUCCCAGUGAUUUGUGCUCAGCUCCUCUCCGUGAGCUGAUGGAAUCGGAGCCUUUGCAGAUGCUAGCCCAGGCAGAUAACGGAGGAGCAAAUGUGCUGGUCUUGGUGCCCCUGCAUGCCCUCAGAGGAAACAAGGUAUUGAUUUCAUCUUUUUUUUUCAUCUUUUUGGGGAAAAACCCUCAAAAGAUGGUGUUUUGCUGCUGUGGUAAUAAUUAAAACAUAGUUGUGCUUGUGUUUCAACUGAAACAGGGAGAGCAGGGUUGGGGAAUCCAGCAGGCACUGCCCAUUCCUCUCAGACACUCCUCUUUAAGGGAAUUCACGGGGCUUGCUCAGCAGCAGGGGACUAAAGGCCUGAGAAUGUGGCCAAUAUUUAUUUUAAAUUUAAAAUUUGAUUUUUUUUUUGGGGAGAGUUUUUCCUGUUUCUGUUUUCCUGUUCAGCCACCUCAGAGGUACUGCUGCAGUGCUGGAGAGAACAAACCAGAAACCUGAGAGGAUGAAGAGGAUUCCUAGGUUCCUUUCCAGGCAAUUUCCGCCUUCAGAGGAGGUGCAAAUCCACAUGGAGCUGGGAAGGGCGAUGUGAGGAGUGCAGUGAGCUGGCACUGCCCCCCAGCUCCCUGGUUUGGAGACAUCCAUCGACCUUGUGAGAGGAAAAAAGCCUUCCCAUCCAUUUUCACCCUGCAGUCACCCCUACCGCAGAUGUAUGCCUUGUUCCACAUCCCCCAGGAGGAUUUGUGUGUCUCCUGCACUCCCGAAUCCGUUGCUUGGAAGGAGCAGCCUUGAGCAUGAGUGAGAGGAAGAGGAUUUCCUAUGGAGCAGCUGUGCCUUCUCACACUUGUGGCAGGCAACAUGCGCUUGCUGUGAAAGCUGAGCCUGCCUCGGGAAUUCUGGGCUUUGCAGUCGUGCAUUGUCGUGUCCUGUGUCUGGUUCCCUCUGAUUUCUGUUCCUGCCCUUGCUUCUCUCUGAUUCCCUGUGGCUGCAGGCACUAGAAACACCAAAUCCCAAAGCAUUUCUACAUCUGUGACAUGAAGCGCAGCAUCUUUAAACCCAAGUGCUCAGUGUGGGCUUUCCAGGUGGGUGCAGAUGGUCCAUCCUGGCAGGGUGUGGGAGCCCCUGGCCCCUCAGGAGUCAGGCCAGGCUGAGGGAAGGAGGAGCCUCCCCACAGCUCCAGCUGGGGAUGAUAUUGGCUGCUUGAAACCCUUGGUCCAGAGCUGGGAGAACUGCAAGAACAGCUUUUCUUCUUCUUUCUGUCCAUCACUGGGCGGAAUAUUAAGGUGAAGCUGCACUAAUCCCUUUAUUUUGUUUUUCCCCUUGGCUUUUUACUGUGUAAUCCUGUGAGCAUUUCCAGCCUUGGCUAUGCAGGCUUCUGAAAAAGCCCAGCAGGUAGGCAGAUGUUUGGUGUUAGAUGUCAUUUGUAUCAUAGGUAUUUGCCCAUGAGGGUUUGUGUCAAAUUUGGAGGGGUGUGGGUUUUGUAUCUGGGGACCACUCAGGCCAUUGGGCCUGAAAGUCAUCCCUCAAGUACAGAAACCAAGCAAUUUUCUUAAUUCCAGGUGUUAUGUCCCUGAUGUUCCUAAUACAGUGUAAAGUAUCUUUUUAAGAGACUGAGGUGUUUGGUUAUCUUUGUGCUGUAGACAGGGGAUUUGUUGGGCUGGCAGCAAUGUUUUUCCACCUGGAGGUGUCUUACAAUAAUCAACACAAGAAGUAAUUGGUUUUCCUUUUUUUUACUGUUUUUUAUUGUAAUUUGGGGAAAAUGCUUGGCUUAAAUGAAUCAAAUGUGUUUAAGUGCUUCCUUCUAGAGGAUUACUCUGUUAUUUUCUUAUGAAUCCUCAAGGAAAUGGAGCUGGAAUCUGAGAAAUGGAUUUGCCUGUGGAUUCCUGCAGUUCGUGGUCUGCUGGGUGAGGGUUCUUUUGGCCAAGAUAGCUCUGAGUAAAGUGUGAACUCCAGCUAAGAUGAGCUAAAUAGUUACCAAAGAGAAACAGUUUCAAAAUAAUAAUUUUUUAAAAAUUUUUGGCAAAUUGUGCCUCAGGGAUGCUCCAAUGACUGUGCCUUGUUCCAGCUCCCCCCACCACAGAUGGGCCACAGGAGCACACACCCUGAGAGCCCUGGAUUUGGGGUGUUGUGUGUGCAGGGGAGGCUCAAGGGCUGCACUUUCUUUGACUUGACAGCUGGGUUGUGUUCUUUUCCUCUGCUCAUUUGUUCCUGUAGCCCUUUCCUCUUUCUCCUGCCAUUCCCUGCAGUUUUGCUCUUGUUGUCACCAAGAAACUCCGUGCCUAUUUUCACUGUGCUUUCCUAGCUGCUGUCUUGGGGCUUGCUCCUGUGCAGCACACUGGGUCCCACAGCCUGCUCCUUGCUCCUGUCUUGUCCCUGGCCUCUGUGCUUUGGCCCUGGUGUCAGGGAGGGGGGUGCCAGGCUGUUUGCUUCGUGCACAGGGAUGGAAGCGCUUGGAGCAUCUUUCAUUACUUGUCACACCUGGGUUAGGCUUUUGUGGGGCUUUUGUUUUGUUCUUCUAGAGAAAAUCAAAGCAGUAGGUUUAGCACACAAAAGAUUAAAGAGGUUUUACCUCUAGAAGCUGGGGACAGUGGUCUAAUCUUUCCUUCUCCAAGCUUGUAGAGUUUUUCCUUCCUUUUUCAAUGCCUGCUCUGUUGGGUGUCCCAGGGAGGGCUGGGUUCCUCACAAAGGAUUUCAGGAGUUGGUGUUGUUUGACACAACUGCUUUGGUGAUGGUCAGAGAGGGAGAGGAGAAUUCACUUUUUAUUAUCUUGAGUUUUUCCAUCC